Messenger RNA from Schistosoma intercalatum, 2762 nucleotides. NCBI's taxonomy places the organism in Eukaryota, Metazoa, Platyhelminthes, Trematoda, Strigeidida, Schistosomatidae. The record is from the annotation of a GenBank genome assembly.
CAAAUCUGAUUUCGAAUAUGUAGCAUAUUAUAGCCGCGUGAUCUAAAAUAGUACGUCACGCUUGCAAUGUGUUCUAGUAAAUAAUUGUUUAACGUUCACUUUUGAGAACAGUCCCUCCAAGCAAUUUGAAUUGCUUCCUCAAGAUUUCCUAUGGUCCACGUUUUCUCACAGAAUUCCAAGUUAUUUCGCGGGAAACCAAAAAUUUCCACAGACUGAAAAUUUUCAUACGACAUUAGGGAGAACGCCGAAAUUUCACCUAAAUUCUAAGUCAUGUAUAAUUAAUGUGAUAAAAAUCAACUCAAUCAUUGUCGUUAGACAACUUUGACGCGCACAAGGAACCUCUAUACAUGAAGUAAUGGUUUUAGCACUGAGUGGUAUCAGCUGAUGCAGUAAUGAGUUCUGUGCUGAAGUUUCAGAUUUGUCUUGUUCAUUCGUUUAUGUACUUCAUGAAACGUACCACGACCGACUUCAAGAAAACACUCAAAGUUCUCUCAUUAUGCUCACAAUUUUCACAUGUAGUCAUUCUUCAUUAAUUUUCGAAAACUACCCAUGCAAGUCCUCGAACUUUCCUAACACCUGGCAUUCAAAAAAUUUCACACUUAUCAACUGUUGCUUGUAGUUUAUUGUCGGAAAAACAAUGAACGGAUAUUAUGAACCAAGGAAUCUCAUCGACGUAAUCAAGUAGUCUAGUUCCGAAAUACUCAUCAUAUCUAGCGUUUGGAUUAUGUACCUCUGUAAUCGGAAGGUCAACGUAAUGUUCUUGGGAAUGUGUUUUUUGUUACUCUAAAAUGUAUAUACAAAUGCGUGUAGUAAUAGUACUAUUAGAACGUGACGUGCUAGAACAUUACUCAGAAUUGAAACAAAUAGCACUUCUACUGUAGUUUUCUUUCAAUGCUUCAUAAAAACACAAAACUGACAUAACGGAAAAUUCUCUCCAGUUGCAUUUUAACUGUACUGUUUUUCCUGCUAUGUGCUACUUUCGUCCACUCAUAUCUAUCCAUUUAUAUAUUUUUAAUUACGAUCUUCCUCCUUACUCUUUUUUUCACAAUUUUGUCUCCAUAUUUGUAUGGCUUAAGUGUGCUUCAUUUUUACAGUGUUAUCCAUACUUUUUGUGGCGUGUUCUGUCUUUUGGUGCCAUGUGCCAGAUUUUAUGUGCGUCGUUAAUUAGAAACAAAUUGGAUUGCGAUUAAUUUAGUAAAUAUCCUAUAAAAGUUAAUAAGUUCUUUUUUGUUUUCAUGAAGACAAACGGUGAGCUCUGAAUAUUUAAGUGUUUGUCACUCCAGUGUUUUUCUAGCGGAUCUCCAUGUGCACCAUUUUAAGUCAUAUUAAUACGAAUUAAGGUAUUUGAAUAACUCUCGCUUUAUUAGUGUUUAUUAUUUCAAGAUAACAGCCUUGUGUUUUUUACCUUUGCUCAGCAUCCUCUGGUAAAUCAGCUGUCAAAAUACAUCGGUAGACCGAUUUCUUUUCUACCUAUCUUUAUUUGAAACUCAGGCAACAAUUUAAUUCUCCUCUUCCUUAUGCUUACAUGGGGUGCAAACAGCCAUGGGCAGCUGGGUACAGGAGAUGAUAAAGAUGCUUAUGAACCUAAAAUCAUUAAUUUCACUGAUCCGAUCGCCCUGAUCUCCGGAGGUGGUGGUCACUCUCUGAUUUCUGACGAAAACAAUAUAUUCAGCUGUGGCUUGAAUUCUUUUGGUCAGCUGGGUCGUUCAAAUGACUGCAACCACUUCAAAAUUAUUCCUUACUCUUUUGCAUCAACUGUUAAUAAAGUAUCCUGUGGUUGGGAUUUUUCUGUUGCAGUACUAAGUGAUGGGUCUGUUUUCUCAUGGGGCUCAAAUGAAUAUGGACAGUUGGGCAAAGAAAGUAUUAAUUCAAGCAUAACUCCUGUUCGUGUUGAUAUAGAGCCUGUUCGAUCUAUAUCUGCAGGUCUAAGGCAUGUCGUUUCUGUGACAGUCUCCGGAAAACUGUAUGGUUGGGGUUCUAAUCGCCGAAAACAAUUAUUGUUUGAUAAAAUGAUGAUUAAAGCUGAGCAUUAUGACGAAUCGAAACAAGUAUGUUACCGUCCCACUCUGUUGAACUCUGUAUUUGGCGAUACACAUGAGUGGGUCGAUUGUGCCGCUGGUGCGCAUCAUUCAAUUGCGAAAACAAGAACAAAUAAACUGGCUCUUUUUGGAGAUACUAGAUUUUUUAAACUCAAAUCAGAAGUUCACGGUCUUUCUUCGAAUAUCGAAAGUAGACUUUCAUCUCCUAUUUGGUAUGAUGCCGAAUUAUUCGACAACAAUGAAAUAGAACAAGUGGUGUGUGGAUGGAGUCAUGUUCUCGUUAGAACUAGUGUUGGAGAAGUUUAUUCGUGGGGUCGAUCAGACUUUGGACAGCUUGGACGAACUGUUAACGUAUUAAGCAAGUUUAUAGGAAAAUCUAAUGAAAUUUUCCCGAACUUCGAUGUACAUCCUGGAAAAGUACAUUUUCAUUUGAAUACUGGUCAUGAAGUGACUAUAAAAUCUGUUGCUUGUGGUUCAGAGCACUCAAUGGCUAUAGAUUCAAAUGAACAGUUAUGGGUUUGGGGGUGGAAUGAGCAUGGUAUGUGCGCUGUUACAACGAAAAUUGCAAGUCACAUAGAAAAACAUUGGACUGAAGAAGAAGUUAUUCCCUACAUCACACAACCAUAUCGAAUAAAUUUCCGAUGUUUUAAUCAAAAUUACAAAGUGAAACAUAUCGGUUGUGGAUACGGUCAUUCAAUGGCGUAUGUAGAAUUUGGUUCGUAA